AUGACCGAGCAGGUAUUUGAACUGGACCGUAAUGGCCGCAUCAAGCUGGAUACUCAGGUCAAGAAAUGUUUGCCUGAAGGCGAACGAUUCAUCGAAGCCACUGCUUGGGGCGCAUCUGCGUGGACGCAAACCGCCAGGAUCAAGACGAGAUUGAGGAACGGCACUCACAAUACGUACUUUCUAAAAUGUACGACAGACCCGACGGUCAUGAUGGAGGGCGAGUUCAAUUCAACCACCGCCAUGCAUAAUCUGGUGCCUGAUUUCGUACCAAAGCCAUACGGCUGGGGACGGUUCUCGUCAACUCCUCGAGUAUACUUCUUUGUCAUGGAGUUCUUGAACAUGAGGCCCACGAUGCCGAACCCCGUCGUCUUUUGUCAUCUAAUCGCUGAAGUCCAUCAAAAAAGCGUCUCUCCGAAUGGCAUGUUUGGCUUCCCGGUGCCAACAUGCCAGGGGCGGAUCAUUCAAGGCAAUGUUUGGACUUCCAGCUGGAGAGAAUGCUACGAUGCUUUGAUCACAGAAGCCUACGACGAGGCCAUGAAAAUCAACGGGCCGUGGGCCGAGUUUGAGGCAGCCUUCGCAACGCUCAGACAAUAUGUCAUCCCGGCGCUGCUGGAUCCUCUCCAGUCACAUGGCCGCAUCCUCAAGCCUUGUUUGGUGCAUGGGGACUUGUGGGAGGAGAACGCUGGGGUCAACAUUGACACGCAACAACCCGUCGUAUUCGACCCAUCAUGUAUGUACGCUCACAACGAGUAUGAUUUAGGAAUGUGGCGUCGCGAGGUCAUUCGCUUUGGCCAGCCUUACUUCCGACAAUACCUGAUGCGCAUGCCGCCAAGCGAACCAGCCUCACAGUGGGACGACCGGAAUCGCCUUUAUUCAAUCAAGUUCAACCUGACGCAUUCGGCGCAUUACCUUGGUUCGCCCGCCAGAGAAGAUGUGUACAAGGACAUGGGCAUCCUGAUCAACAAGUACGGUCCGCGCCACGAAACCAACGGGCCUUCUGCUACAUAA
Molecule: messenger RNA, 1008 nt
Organism: Verticillium alfalfae VaMs.102
Lineage: Eukaryota; Fungi; Ascomycota; Sordariomycetes; Glomerellales; Plectosphaerellaceae
Exons: 3
Coding region: 1-1008 (335 amino acids)
Source: RefSeq, a predicted model, not a curated record